This is a messenger RNA of Funneliformis mosseae, 316 nucleotides long. The record is from the annotation of a GenBank genome assembly. NCBI's taxonomy places the organism in Eukaryota, Fungi, Glomeromycota, Glomeromycetes, Glomerales, Glomeraceae.
GAUGCCUUGCGGCUCAUCAUCUCUUGGGAUUCAUGUGAUGCCUAAGAGUGAAAAUCCGAUAUCGUUCGAUUGGCGCACAAUUACUAACGACAGUCAGAACGAUGAAAUAAUCAUCGGCAAUGACGUUAUAGACAACACCAUAUUCCGUAUGCAAGCAAAAAGUCAAGAUUUAACAAUAUUAUCUGAAAAGACAACUUCUUCUAGUGUUUGCGAUGAAGCUUGUGGUUCAAUUAUUGCAGGUGUUCUUGGAAGUAUUUCAUUUAUUGUAGCUGCAAUUAUAGGAGUACGUUAUUACAGAAGGGAUCCCUCACCGUGA